This is a messenger RNA of Venustampulla echinocandica, 3099 nucleotides long. RefSeq lists its product as uncharacterized. NCBI's taxonomy places the organism in Eukaryota, Fungi, Ascomycota, Leotiomycetes, Helotiales, Pleuroascaceae. Gene Ontology annotation, cellular component: nucleus. The transcript is spliced from 10 exons. Gene Ontology annotation, molecular function: zinc ion binding; DNA-binding transcription factor activity, RNA polymerase II-specific; RNA polymerase II transcription regulatory region sequence-specific DNA binding. Gene Ontology annotation, biological process: regulation of DNA-templated transcription. The record is from RefSeq and is a predicted model, not a curated record. The coding region runs from base 1 to 3099 and encodes 1032 amino acids.
AUGCAACAAAUGGCGCCAGGGCCCGACACUUUGAAGAGAAAACGCUCUCGACCCUCGGAGUGGUGGACUGCGACUCCUCCCACUUCAGUUAAACAACAUCCGCUAGAGCAACAAACCGAACAACGACCUGAAGAGCGAGGCGGGAGCAGUCCGGUGGAGCAUACAGGUGAAGAACAUUUUCCAGAACAAUCACCUAAGAAUGCGAAUGCCUCCAAAACUCUACAGUCAACACAAAGAGAAACCUCGAAACGAAGGCGUUCGCGUCCUUCGGACUGGUGGGCAGUGGACUCCUCAGUCUCAUUCCAGGAAAAUGAACCAACAGCGAAGAAGCGGAUUAGCCCUAAUACGAUUGAUCCGAAGCGAGCAAUUAAGGAGAUCCCAUCUGCUUCGAAUCGAGGGAAACCGGUGGACCAGAAUGUUAUAGCCGAGAUAGAUGAGAAUGCGAAUACAGAAGUGAAACCUUUGAAACGGAAGGCCAAAUCCGACAGUGUAGCCCAAUCUCGAGAUCAGGAACAGAGCGCUGGAAGUAGCAUCUUGCCCACAGCGAAGAAGCGCGGGAGGCCCCCAACACGGCAAUCAAAGCAGGAGGGCACAGAUGAAAUUAUAUCCGCUCCUGAUCGGAACGGGACGAAGAAACAGCGUGGGAGAGAUCGCAAACAGCAAGCCCGCGUAGGCGAAGUGCUCGAUGUUCAGACGGCUUCAUCGGCAUUCGGAAGUACACGCCCUCAAGUCGGACGAGUAGUUAAAUCUUCAAAACAUGGGAGCAGCCAGCCUCCCAAUCUCAAGAAGCGCAAUGGUCCAUCAAGCUCAGCAGUCUCGAAGCAGUCUGCUGAAAACCCCAAGGCCUUAGAUAAAGCGAAUGAACUACGUGAUACCAAGCGUCGCCGGGUCCGUGAAGCGUCACAGGAGGAAGAGGAUGGCGGCCAGGUGCCAGAGGUGCCUCUUCGGUAUCAACAUUUGGCCGCUGUGACUCGGAGAGUGCCUCGCCAAACUAUUGAGGCGAAAUGGGAAGCUCUAAAUCCGAGUUGCAUUGAGCAUAUCUCGCAAUUGCUGGCUGACAUACAAAAACCUGCUGCCGUGCGUUUCAAAGAUGAGCAUAGGAGGACUCAGGCAAGCACAGUAUUGCAGAUGGUCUCUCGCCGGCUUGUUAGCAAGAUCUCAAAGGGCAUCCCAUUUCCACCGGGGACCAGCCGUCAACGCGAAGACGACUUCAAUUUCGAGAAAAUAAUUAACCGGAACAGGGUGCUGGACAGUCAACUCACAGCCGCUAUAGAUGGGAACAAACUUUUGGAUGCUAGUUUGAGCAACGAGAUGGCACUGUUAGAGUCGGAGACGGCUGCUCUAUCUAAACUGGAGACCAAUGCAAAAGCUGAGGCUAGAAAAAGGAAGCAGGGCGAGCGGAAACUCCAUCCGCUGCUCCAGCCUGACGGUUCCGCGACGGAGGACGGGAUGGACGAUGCCGGAAUAGUAUCAACCUCCGUGCGGCCAACGUUGGGUAUCUUGGAGGAUGAGAAUAUGCAAGCUGUUGUUCAAAAACUUGAGGGCCACGUCGACAGCAUGGGUGGCAACUUGGAACAAGUUCACGGAAUAACUGAAGCAAUGGCGAAAACCAAAGCGGCUGUGCAAGUCAUUAUUUUUGACCACCUCGAUCGCUCCGAUGCCAUGGAACAAAAUGCGGCCAGCAAUGGGCAGGAUACGAAACCCGAAACGUCGUCGCCGGCCGCGGCGACAGCUAAAGCUGGUAAAAGAAGGCGCAAAGUAAACCAUGCUUGUGUGUAUUGUCGACGAUCUGAACGCCCAUGUGCGCGUUGUAUAAAACGGAAUAUUGGGCAUCUUUGCCACGAUGAGCCGCGCGAACCGGAGACAGCCACGAAGAAAGCGAAGAAGCAGAACUCCAAUUCGACGGCGGAAGAGAAUAGUACGGCCGCGGACCAGCGACAAGGCAAUAUAGAGGGUGGCAUGAGCAAUUCGGUCGAGCUACCCCAGGAGCAAUCGCAAGAUAAUAAUAGCCUUACAUCUGGGACCGCAACCCUCUCACAAGGUAGACCACUUCAGCUGGUUCAACCGUCACCUGUUUCAGGGAUUCAGACAAAUGCUCUCAACAGCAAUAGCACACAAUUUCUCGGGUAUUCAAAUGACUGGCUUGGGACACAGAGCCAAUUCCAAGAUAUGCAUAACUACCACCCCUCUUAUAUGUUCAACGCGCCGGAGGUCACAACUGAGUACAAUCUCUUGAACGACUUCUUGAAUAAUAGUCUACUUGACGAAGGCGCUUUACUUCCUGACGAUACGUCGAACUUGUAUGCUGAUCAAGCCGGUAACAUGUUACCAGGAGGAUUAAGCAACACUUCUGGUUUGCACCAUUCUGGGCCCGUGGGCCCUGGGAAUCCCCAGAGCAGCGGGAUCUCAAGGCCAGCUAGUACCAUUCCAAUUGAUAAGGCGCGAGAAUAUUAUCUACAAGCAGCCGACCCAACAGGUAACGAUGCUCCUGAAGAGAGAAUGCAACGCCUUCUUCGAGCAAAGUAUGACGCUGGUAUGCUGAAGCCUUUCAACUACGUGAAAGGAUACGCACGCCUAUCCGCUUACAUGGAUGGCCAUAUGCAUGCUGCUUCUAAGCAAAAGAUCCUUCGGCAAUUGGAUCGUUUUAGGCCAAAGUUCAGGGAGAAGAUCCAAGCCUUGACAGACAUUGAACUCAUUUAUGUAGAAAUGUGGUUCGAACGUAGUCUCAUGGAAUAUGAUCGCGUCUUUGCCAGUAUGGCGAUUCCCGCCUGCUUAUGGAGGAGAACUGGCGAGAUAUUCAGGGGCAACAAAGAGAUGGCGGAACUAAUUCAUGUACCAAUAGAUAAACUUAGAGACGGCAAGAUUGCGUUACACGAUAUCCUUACUGAGGAGUCGCUUGUUAACUACUGGGAGAAAUUUGGGGCCAUUGCAUUCGACCAGAGUCAGAAAGCACUCUUGACGAGCUGUUCUUUGAAAAAUCCAGAUGAUCCGUUGACCACUAUUAAAUGUUGCUUUUCAUUCACGAUAAGGAGAGAUGACCACAAGAUACCUUCUCUUAUUGUCGGCAAUUUUCUACCUCAAGACCCAGUAAAGCGUUAA